CCCGCUUGCCUGCUCUUGGACAGUGUGUCUUCUCGGAGGACCGGAGACUCCCGCCUGCAGACUCCUCCGCUUUUUAAGGUCUGUACAGCAAUAAUAAUUCAAGGACCAGCAAAGAACAAAGGUCAUGUCAAGAAAAAUAUAAGUUGUCACAUCCCGUGUAGCAAGACUUGGAUUGCUGUGGACUUAAUAAAGAACUAUAAUAAGCUUUUCCAUGUACAGCAACGGGCAGCUAUGGGCAGGAGAAGACCGAUCGAUGGUCAGCCGCAUGCAGAAGAAGUUUUGGGAAACUAAACAAGUGUUAAUUAAGGUUACGGGGAAGAAGGAGGAUGAACAUGUGGUUGCGUCAGAUGCUGAGCUGGAUGUCAAACUUGAGAUAUUUCAUUCAAUUCAAACAACAGGAUCCGAACUGCUUAAAAUUAUUGAAAAAUAUCAUCAAGCUCUCAAUGCCCUGUCCCUGGAAGAAAAUGACUUUGGCUUGCACUUGAAAGUACAUGCUCAGCAAAACAGCACAAGAGCUGGGAAAAUGAUGAAAGUCACUGGCAAUGCGUUGUGCUCAUCUGCUGGCCAGAGGUUAGGCCUGUGUGCUCCGCUUUCACGGCUUCAGCAAGAAAUGGCCACUUUUACUAACCGAGCAGUCUCGGAUACCUUACUGACCAUCAACCAAAUGGAAAAGGCACGGACCGAAUACAGAGGAGCCCUGUUAUGGAUGAAAGACGUCUCCCAAGAGCUAGACCCUGACACCUAUAAGCAGAUGGAGAAAUUCAGAAAGGUGCAAAUUCAAGUGCGAAAUACUAAGAGUCACUUCGACAAGACAAAAAUGAAUGUGUGCCAGAAGGUAGACCUUCUCGGAGCUAGCCGGUGCAACUUGCUAUCACAGUCACUCGCCUCUUAUCAGACAACACUUUUGCACUUUUGGAAAAAGACAGCACAAUUAAUGUCUGAAAUACAGAAGGAAUUUCAAGAGAUGCUUCCAUACACCCCAUCGUAUCUGAAGGCGCCAAAACAAAACUCUGAACAUGAUAAUGUGGAGAAGACGGACAGUUGUGGGGAUGGUCAGGUGGAUAACCAUAUGCUGCUUACAUUACAAGAGGAAACACUAAACAACCAAGAAGCAAUAUCCGAUAAUAUGAAUAGCAAUUUAUUUGACUUGGAGGAUCCGGAGAAGACUAAUACUCAGAAAGAACCUCGGCAGCUAUUGUUGGACAAUUUUGAAGGGGAGGAUUUUGAUCAGGAGUUCUCAUUUCUAAGUUUGCAGCCCACCAUGUCUCCAGCGUUUUCACAAGAAGAACAAGAUAUUUUUGAGUGUGGCCAAUCGAACACUUGGACAAAACAGACAGAGAGUUUGUCUGGAUUUCUUCCUUCACAGCUGCUUGAUAUGGGACUUCAGUCUGUGGGGGGACUCAGCAACUGGACAUUCCCAGGUUUGUCUUCAAAUGGCAGCAAGUCUGGCGGUUCUCUACAGAAAACUCCAGACCCUCCAACCCAAAUCCCAAAUACAGGAAAUUCGGACAUGUCGGCAUGGUUGAACAUGUUUGCAGAUCUUGACCCACUUGCAAGCCUUGGUGCCACCGGCCACUCAGACAAUGAACUUUUCAGUGCGUGACAAGAGCCGAGAUGAAGCGUGAUGUGAAAGGAUCGUUGUUGUGGCGCCUUGAACAUCAAUCUAAGAAUACUUUUUGAACUCAGCAGGAGAUGAGCAAACUACUUAAAGUGCUUUUAAUGAAGUUCCUGUCCCUCCCCAGUUAUCAGUAUUGUAGUUUGAUCCCAUCUUCCAAGGAGCUUUUAUUUUACUUCACUUUUCUCAAGUAUCGCUGCAGAUUUGCAAUCAAAGGGAGUCCGUCACAUCAUUUUCGCUGAUAUAACGAACAGCAUUGCCCCUCAGAAGUUUGUGAAAGCAUUCCAAACAUGCCUGUGUGUAAUUCGCGUAUUUUUUGCAAUGUCCAGGAAAAGCACUUUUAGGAUGUCUUCACACGUCGCCGAAUUUUUCAUGACUGAAAAUCAGUUCCAUUCAUUGAACGGGACAGCAAGCACACAGAUCUCUGAAACCCCAUUCAGGUGAAUGGCACUGAUUUUCAGUUACGGAAAAUUCUGCAUCAAAAUCAGCAGCAUGUGUGGGUACCCUUAUCUGCUGAAAACCGUCUCCCAAGUGCCCAAGUCCGCCGCUCCUAACCCCCCAAGGCUUCUUCUCCCCUGAUGUCACGUCACCACAGCUAGCUGCCAAGGAAUAAGCCACUCUGCUUCCAGCAAUAUUUACAAGCGUAGGCCGCAGCGCCUGCACAGAACAUAUCCCUGAGGCAAUAUCCCACAAAGGGAAUGUACCUCGCAGGCGGUGAAAGAGCAGCUCUGGGGAGAGGAGAGGUGGGCUUGGGCUUUUGGAACAACAAAGCCUGCCCAGCUUGGAUACUUGGGAGCCGUUUUUCAGCAGAAUAAGGCCUCAUUCAGACGGCCGUACUGUUUUGCGGAUCUACAAAACACACAUACCAGCCGCGUGCGGACCGCACAUGGCCCCAACUAUAAUAGAAAAUUCCUAUUCUUGUCCAU
Molecule: messenger RNA, 2541 nt
Organism: Bufo bufo (common toad)
Lineage: Eukaryota; Metazoa; Chordata; Amphibia; Anura; Bufonidae
Gene: ICA1L
Product: islet cell autoantigen 1 like
Exons: 14
Coding region: 212-1603 (463 amino acids)
Biological process (GO): regulation of transport
Cellular component (GO): Golgi apparatus
Molecular function (GO): protein domain specific binding
Source: RefSeq, a predicted model, not a curated record